AUGAAGUCGCUCCGUCGUCAUCCAUGUAGGAUGUUGCUCUCUUUGCACGUCGUUUUCCUGAGCGCAGCCUUGGUGGACGGCAGCGUGUUAAAUGCAGACCAAAAAGACUGCAUUGAGUCCAACGGAGUGGGAUACAGAGGAGUCCAGCAGAGUUCCUCUUCAGGCCUCACUUGUCUAAAGUGGACCAACGCAUCCACUCAAUAUGACCCACUGACAGGUGUGGGAGAUCACAAUUACUGCCGAAACCCGGACUCCUCCGAGAGGCCUUGGUGCUACAUUACAGGCCCCGAUGGGAUGGUCCAGAAGCAGUUUUGUUCCAUCGAGAAAUGCCGAGUGCUCACUUCCAGUGAGGAUCCAAAGACGGCCGAGCCGACGGCAGCCACUCCCUCCCCAGACACUGAUAUCCCACCAAAGACGCAAGGAGACGCAGCGGCCGUUGCCGGGCAGCCAGUGAUGGGAAUUAGCCAGAGGGUGCGAACCGGACCCAAAAAGAAAAAAGAUCUGGGCACGCUCGGCUAUGCCCUGGGCAUCGUCAUGAUGGCCGUUAUAAUCGUUCUCGGCGCGGGCAUCACGUUUGGCUACUUCUACAAAAGGGGCAGAGACCUAAAGAAGCAGCAUGAGCAGCGGGUGUACGAGCGGGAGAUGCAGAGGAUCACCCUGCCACUGUCGGCCUUCUCCAACCCCACGUGCGAGCUGGUCGACGAGAACACUAUCGUUGUCACGGCCCGGCAUGAGACCACCCCGGUCCAGGAGGCGGCGGAGGGCGCGGACCCACUCAUCGAUCAGCAAGCGGGCACACCUGGAGCAUGA
Molecule: messenger RNA, 810 nt
Organism: Nerophis lumbriciformis (worm pipefish)
Lineage: Eukaryota; Metazoa; Chordata; Actinopteri; Syngnathiformes; Syngnathidae
Source: RefSeq, a predicted model, not a curated record